GAAUGAAAGCGCUAGACAUCAUCGAUGGAUUUGGUUUCACGAUCAUCAUUAACGGAAUGCUCUCAGUCGAGACAUUCUUCAUCAUGAGUGGCUUCUUGGUUGCUUUUGGCAUCUUGAGCGAAGUCAAAAGAAAGAAGUCCAUUUGGUUUCUCCUUCCUGUGACAGCAGUGAUGAGAUACAUUAGGCUGACAGUGCCUGGCGCGUUCCUGGUGGGCGUGUUCUUCCUCUACCCUCUGCUGGUGUCGGGGCCCCUGGUGGACGACGUGGUUCAGUACCUCGUCAACGACGUCUGCCGCCGCAACUGGUGGCACGUGCUGCUGCACGUGUCCAACCUGCGCAACCCGCUCGACGUGUGUCUACCCACGUUGUGGUACAUUGCCUGUGAUUACCAGCUUUUCCUGGCAACCCUCCUGUUUGUGUUCCUUCUAGCCAAGUGAGUUCAGGAUUCUUCGUUCUCGAGCUUUUUUUUCUUUUAAUCGAUGAUUUGAGUCAACAUUUUCUUUUGUACGUCAUCUUACAUUUUUGUGCAGACUUUCUUGAAGGAACACCAAUGCACGAGUAUAGUACACAGGUACAAUAUUUCCUUUUAACAUGGUAGUUUCAUUUAUUUAAACAUACUGUCUAUCCUGUAAAUAAGUUUUGCUGGAAGGACACACAAUUUCGAGCAUAAUGCAAUUGAACCUAUAAAGAGUAACCUAGCACAAUCUAGAGUAGUAUAAAUUGGAGUACAAGUGGGUAAAAAUAUAGCACCAUUUUAGCGAAUUCAUGCUAACAGGACAAUAUAUUUUACACGGCAUUGCUUGGUAGUCAAUAAACGCAUAAUGAAACACUGGAGACCGCAACUUUAAUGCUGAUAUCACACUUCCAAGUUUAUAAAUGCUAGUAGUACGAGUGGA
Dermacentor andersoni is the source of this 896-nucleotide messenger RNA. RefSeq lists its product as uncharacterized. The record is from RefSeq and is a predicted model, not a curated record. Lineage: Eukaryota; Metazoa; Arthropoda; Arachnida; Ixodida; Ixodidae. Gene Ontology annotation, molecular function: acyltransferase activity, transferring groups other than amino-acyl groups.